Messenger RNA from Neogale vison (American mink), 534 nucleotides. RefSeq names its product gamma-crystallin B. Gene Ontology annotation, biological process: lens development in camera-type eye; visual perception. The record is from RefSeq and is a predicted model, not a curated record. NCBI's taxonomy places the organism in Eukaryota, Metazoa, Chordata, Mammalia, Carnivora, Mustelidae. The coding region runs from base 1 to 534 and encodes 177 amino acids. Gene Ontology annotation, molecular function: structural constituent of eye lens. The transcript is spliced from 3 exons.
AUGGGAAAGAUCACCUUCUACGAGGACCGCGGCUUCCAGGGCCGCUGCUACGAAUGCAGCGGCGACUGCCCCAACCUGCAGCCCUACUUCAGCCGCUGCAACUCCAUCCGCGUGGACAGCGGCUGCUGGAUGCUCUAUGAGCGCCCCAACUACCAGGGCCACCAGUACUUCCUGCGGCGCGGGGACUACCCCGACUACCAGCAGUGGCUGGGCUUCAGCGACUCCAUCCGCUCCUGCCGCCUCAUCCCCCAGGUGAGUCACUCUGGCACAUUCAGAAUGAGGAUCUACGAGCGAGAUGACUUCAGAGGACAAAUGUCAGAGACCACAGAUGAUUGUCUCUCUCUUCAGGACCGCUUCCAUCUCAAUGAAAUCCACUCCCUCAACGUGCUGGAUGGCUGCUGGGUCCUUUAUGAGAUGCCCAGCUACAGGGGACGGCAGUACCUUCUGAGGCCCGGGGAGUACAGGAGAUACCUUGACUGGGGGGCCAUGAAUGCCAAAGUUGGUUCUUUCAGACGAGUAAUGGAUUUUUACUAA